CUCAAUCCUCCUCAUGGCUAGACGAUCACGUUCAAACAUGGUUUCCUGAUUUUUCAUUUGUUUAAAAGAAAAUUUUGAGUUUUCCCAGUUCUGCAUGUAGUGUCAGCAAGUAAUAUUAUUUUAUGCAAGAAGAGAGGCAGGUGUUGGAACCCUAGCUUUGACUUGGGUUUCAAAAACUCUAUAAAACCCACUUUAUGUUUCUUCAGUUUUCCUCUCUUUUUUAGCAGUUAAUGAAAUACGGGAACACACAACCAAGAAAAGAGAGAAAUCUUUAAAAAGAUGGUGUGCAUAAGGUUUAUAAGUUUAGUACUUGGGCUUCUCUUCCUUUUGAAUGCCCUUAGAUACUACUCUUGUGCGCAUGCUCAUCAGCAAGACUGGGAAAAGGAUAAAGAUAAGCUUGUGGUGCCUGAAGAUAUUGCGUCUGCUGAUAAGGAACUUGUUGAUGGUUUCACCACUACCAGCACAAGGAAGCUUGGACUUGGAGGAAGGAAAGUGGUAACUCAUGAAGUUCUGAUGAGGAGAAAUUUUGAGAAAGAGCUAAGUACUUCAAAUGGAGGAGCUUCAGAAGAUAUUUCAGGAGAGCAGAGUCAUGCUGUGGUGAAGUCUCUUCAAGUAUCUGAAGACCAAUUUUUGAAUUUUAAUCAUCAGAAUAUGAAUAGUUUGAAGCCAAAGGCACAAAAUUCAGGGAGUUGGGGAAGUCCAAGGAGUGAGCCUGAGCCUGAGCCUGAGCCUGAGCCAGUCCAUUUCCCAAACACCAAACCUAGGCACUCUCAUCAAGAUUCCAAGAAAUUGCCAACCAAAGCCUUGGAAAGUCUUUCGAGAUCUGAGAAUAAGCUAUUCUCUCAUCAACCUCAAGCUCAAGCAACAGUUCCAAAACCUAAAGGUGAAACGCAAAGGCUUCUUGAGGCAACUAAAGAUAUAGUGAACCUGAUGAACAAAGAUUAUAAGGGAAUGGAUAGGCCUCGCCGCAAGCCACCAAUCAACAAUCAUGUGCCUACUCACUGAGAGUAGUAGUGUAACUUAACCCUAGGUAGCUAGCUUGAAGGGUUUUUGGCUCACAAUUUUGCCCCACCCUAUACAGGAAGUGAAGUCCCUUAACCCACCCACCCACCCACCCACGUAGGAUAUACAACUACUUUGGCAGUAGUUUUUGCAUUAAUGGGCAUGCAUAGGAAAAGGAAAUGUUUUUUUUUUUUUUUCUUCUAAUCUGACAUGUAGAAACAUGUAAGUUCUGUAAAUUAAGUGUACUUCAUAAGCCGUUUAAUUAAUUUCUUAUGUGAUCCUAAA
Molecule: messenger RNA, 1287 nt
Organism: Hevea brasiliensis (rubber tree)
Lineage: Eukaryota; Viridiplantae; Streptophyta; Magnoliopsida; Malpighiales; Euphorbiaceae
Exons: 5
Coding region: 280-1005 (241 amino acids)
Biological process (GO): regulation of root meristem growth
Molecular function (GO): growth factor activity
Source: RefSeq, a predicted model, not a curated record